Diorhabda sublineata is the source of this 10199-nucleotide messenger RNA. It is a transcript of the gene ftz-f1, whose product is annotated as nuclear hormone receptor FTZ-F1. Gene Ontology annotation, molecular function: RNA polymerase II cis-regulatory region sequence-specific DNA binding; zinc ion binding; nuclear receptor activity. Gene Ontology annotation, cellular component: RNA polymerase II transcription regulator complex. Lineage: Eukaryota; Metazoa; Arthropoda; Insecta; Coleoptera; Chrysomelidae. The record is from RefSeq and is a predicted model, not a curated record. Gene Ontology annotation, biological process: tissue development; regulation of transcription by RNA polymerase II; hormone-mediated signaling pathway.
CAGGUUAUGUAAGCAGUUGCACGUUUGACUAGUACAGUCAUGUCUGUCUGUCUGAAUGCAAAGUGUAAGCGAAGUGGCCUAGAGACCUACAUUUAUACAACGUUCGAUUUUACAUCGUUGUGAGAAAUAGAUAUUUGUGAAACCUUGGCGCGAAAUUGAAGGUCAAAAUUUCUUUGGACCUUGAGGCGUGGUAAAUUCGUUUAUCAUUUCGGGAUAAGUGCGUAAUUGAAUAAACAAUGCAUGAAGAAACGACGGGUAUGAGCGUUCCUAGCUCUGUUGCCGUAUCUACCGUACAAAAUGAAAACGGCACGUCUACUACGGUUUCAGUGGUCAAUGCCGAGGUGGAAUUAGAAGUUGUAACAGACAAUGACAACGUAGAAUUGCAAGUGCCUUUUUCAUCAAAUUCAGGAGGAGUCAACACACUAUCUGGGAUUGAUAUGGGUGCUGGGUAUCAGAUAGCGGGUGCAGCUACUUCAAUUACCGGUGUUGGAGACAUUUCUGAUACCAAGGAUGGUAUCGAGGAACUGUGUCCUGUGUGUGGAGACAAAGUUUCGGGAUAUCACUACGGGCUGCUCACAUGUGAAUCAUGCAAAGGAUUUUUCAAAAGAACCGUUCAAAAUAAGAAAGUAUAUACGUGUGUCGCGGAAAGGAGUUGUCACAUUGACAAAACGCAAAGGAAACGAUGUCCAUUCUGCAGAUUUCAGAAAUGUCUCGAAGUUGGUAUGAAAUUGGAAGCUGUGAGGGCGGAUAGAAUGAGGGGAGGUCGAAACAAAUUUGGUCCGAUGUAUAAACGAGAUCGAGCACGGAAGUUGCAAAUAAUGCGACAACGACAGUUGGCGGCGCAAACAUUAAGAGGCGGACUCGCCAAUGAGAUGUACUCGGGUCAACCUGGUACUUCACCUUUCGCAAAUAUUCACAUCAAGCAAGAAAUUCAAAUACCUCAAGUAUCGUCUCUCACUUCCUCGCCUGAUUCGUCGCCGAGUCCCAUAGCGGUCGCUUUGGGCCAGGUAAAUACAACAAUGCUACAGCCAGCUUCGAACCAGCAGCCAGCUCUUCAGAUAGUCGGCGUACCUGGAGGUCAUUCCUCCAUGGUUAUGGGGCCUGAGAACAAACUCUGGGCUCAAGCCAACUCUACCACCACAUCACCUCAUUCCCUUAGUCCAAAAGUGUUCCAAUUCGAUUCUUUAGUGACGGGAGGUAGUGUUCCAUCCUCAAAAGUGUCGCCGCUCAUUAGAAACUUUGUGGCAGCCAUAGACGAUCGCGAAUGGCAAAAUUCGUUGUACACUCUAUUACAAAACCAGACGUACAAUCAGUGUGAAGUGGACUUAUUUGAACUCAUGUGUAAAGUUUUGGACCAAAAUCUCUUUUCACAAGUAGAUUGGGCGAGGAAUUCCAUAUUCUUUAAAGAUCUCAAGGUGGACGACCAGAUGAAAUUACUACAGCAUUCUUGGUCGGAUAUGUUAGUGUUGGAUCAUAUUCAUCAACGCAUGCACAACAACCUGCCCGAUGAGACAACCCUGCAUAAUGGACAAAAGUUAGACCUUCUGAAUUUGGGAUUGCUUGGCGUACCCAGUUUGGCCGAUCAUUUCAAUGACAUCACCGCGAAGUUACAAGAACUAAAAUUCGACAUUAGCGAUUAUAUAUGUAUAAAGUUUAUGCUCUUACUUAAUCCAGAUGUUCGAGGGAUUACGAAUAGAAAACACGUUCAAGAAGGUUAUGAACAAGUCCAGCAAGCUUUACUCGAAUAUACAGUGACAUGUUACCCACAAAUCCAAGAUAAAUUUACCAAGAUGCAACAACUUUUGCCCGAAAUUCACACCUUACAGCGCGAGGAGAAGAACACCUUUACCACAAGCACUGCUCUGGCAGCGCUCCUACACAAACUCUCCUUAUGGAAAUGCUUCACGCCAAGAGGAAAUAACGGCUGCCGUCCUCCCCAUCUUCACGUUACCAUAUCUGUGUGCAAUACCGGCUUACACUCUGUAUAUAGGUUACUGGAAAUCUCAUUAAAUAGUGGACUAGUAGAAAUAAAUUUUAUAAAGGAAAGCUCCAGUUCUUCUCCAUACGGAUAAUUCUAGCCUUAAGCUAGAUUGGAGAAAAACCAACCUUCGAAUAUUUAGCUGUUUGAUUUCGGGACAAUUCUUAUAAUUCUGUGAAUUGAAUAUAUUGUUUAAAAUAGUUUCAAAGUCUUUAAAAGCUUGGUUGAUAAACUUCUGUGGUAAUAUCGAAUAUUAUACACGAAGAACUUGGAUAAUACUACUCAGGCUGUUUAUGCUUUCCUUUAUUUAUGUACUUGAUAUUAUUUCUACUAGUUUAUAAAUAUUAUUGACAUUGAUGCCUUUUCGAAGUACAAAGAGCAAACCACAUAUUUUUCUAAUAAGGUAGACCUCAGGCCACAGCACCAAGCUCUGAACAUUUUUCGUUGUUUUUUUUUAUUUAUGUUAAUGUUGAAGUUUUGGAUUUUUUUUAUAAAAUACAUUCCACGAGGGUGUGUUCCCGAGGGAUACAAGGGCAUCCUAUAAUUUUAGGCUAGGAAGUCUUUAUAGCUUUUUUUUCGAAUGUCGAGUGAAUGUGACUGUUGAAAGUGCACAGCACUAAACAAUGUGUUAACAGUAGUACGUGUAGCUUAACCGUGGUGAUGGACUAACAGCUCUGGGCGAUGGGGGAUUCACUGUAAAAAAUGUCAGAAUUUCUUUGAAAAUUAACAAAUUUUUAUGGAAAAAGCCAUUAGCUGGAGUUAUUCUAUUACAAAUAUUAUAGUGUGAUUCUACUGUGAGGAUUGUACUAAGGAAUAUCUUCUAUACACUCUUAUCCACCAAGUAAUCAUAUCUAAAAAUACUGUAUAUUUCACAUUUGACAUUUCUGGAACUAUUGAUGAUAUUAAUACUGAACAACUGUUUACUACCACUCAACCAACUCACAUUUACACUGUCUCAUAUGCAUAGUGUUGGUUAAAUACUUGCUUUCUUAAUUCUUUUUCAUUUAUCAGAUACUGACUUCAGUAUAUAAAAUUUGUAAUUUCAUUGAUAUUUUUACCUGUUCGGUCUAAAGUUGAUUAGCUUUUUUAAAAUUUGUAGACCAAAAUAGAUUUUUAAACAAUUUGGUGCAUGUUCUUACAUUUCUGAGAUUUUCUUUGAAUCUUAAUUGGAAAUUUGUGAUAUUUCAAUUUUAUGUAGUUUUAUAUAUUUUCAAGAAACUACUCCACAAUUUCCACAUAUCAUAAUUCAAAGUACCUUGGCAAAUUUGUCAUUUACUUUGUUGAUUUUCAAAUAUUUUGAUUUUUCUUCCAGGUAAUACUAUUUUAUGAACCAUUGUCUGAGUAAAACUAACAGUUCUGUAAUAUUAUUUGUAAUUAUUAGAUGUAUUGUAAACUUUAUUAUUAGUUAUUAAGUUUAACUAUAUUAUAUAUUAUGUUAUUAUUAUAUAUAUUAUAAAUAUAUAUAUUAUGAAUGUUAAAAUGAUAAUCAAUAAAAGUAAGAGCAGGGUACUGUGGUCUAAAAUUUUUGUGUUAAUUAUCAAAAUGGUGUAAGAGUAACUCAGAACACUAAAAACAGUUAUUUCACAAAAUACUGCUGCAAGAAUAUUUAACUAAAUCGCGUUAGUUGUUAUGGAUAAGUUUCGAAAAUUCAAAUGUUAUCUGUAAUUUAUUUAGGAACAAAUAUAAUUUUUAUAUAAAUAUUGAUUGAAUUUGAACAUUAUAAUUAUUUUAGUAUUAUAGUUAUUUUAGAUUAGUUUUUGGCAGGUACAGAACACUUUGAGGAAGUUUCAGUAAUUUGUAGGCCAAACUAGACACUACAAUUUAGUCGUAUGUAGAAAAAUGCAAAAAAAUGGAAUGUUAUUAAUUGAAAUAGAAGAAGUGUUUCUUUUUGCCAUGUCCAUAAUAUUGUUGUUUUUCCAGAAAUUAUUUCCAUAUAUUCACGUUAUUGUUUUUCUUUUGUUCUUUAGUCUAUUAUUUUAUUUCCUGUUCCAAAAUUUGAUUAUUUUCUCUAAUUUUUAUUCAGUAUUUGUCGUUAAUGUCAAUUGUGUGUUUCUUUAAAUGAAUCAUGUGAUUCUGACUUAUUACACUAUCAUCAUCGGUUAUUUCUACACAUCCAUCUUUAUUGUCAAUAUCAAUAACCAUGGGAAUCAUCUUUAUACAUUGUGAUUAAUAUGAAAUAUAAUUAGAUUUCAUUUUUAGAUUAAAAGGUUAUCAUCAAUAAUAACAGUUCUAUUCUGAGUGGUCUUUCUUUCAAUAUAUGGCACAUCUCCUACAUUAUAUCUGUAAAGUUAAUCAAAUCCGUUUUCUUCAUAAAAAUGAUCAAGCUUUUAUGAAAAUUACCUCAUUAUUCAUUAAGUUACUGUUUACAUGCAGAAAUAGCCUGUUAGCUUUUUUUAUUUUUUUUUAAGUUUUUAAUAAUCUUGUUUUCAGUAUCAGUCAUAUAGUAUUUUCAAUAUAUAUUUGAAAUUGCAAUUUGUGUUAGUAAAUUUUUAUAUCCGUAUACUAGGUUAGGAGCUUACUAAGUCAAAUGGUUCUGUUUGGACACUAAAGAUUUUGUAUUUUAUGAAUUUUGUACACUGGUUGCGUUGUUUUGAUUGAAUAUCCCAAUUAUUUUAAAAUUUUGAUACAAACAUUGGCCUUUUGAAAAUAUUUUUGUUGGUCAUUUUUCAUCUUUUUCAUUUGAUGUUUACUAUCAUUGACAGUUGAAAAUACUGUGAUGAGUCCUCGGUGUUGUGAUAUCCUAUCCAAUGGCAACAAGCUUCAUAAACUUAUCAGAAAAACACAGUGAAUAACAAAAUUAAUUUUGAAAUGCACGUUAUACAUUAAUGGAAUAUAGGAAUAUGACUGUAAAAUAAUUAACAAACUUAUUAUAAUGUACUAGUGUAAAUUUCAGUUGAAUGUCAUGGGAAACUCUAAAAAAACUCAACUGUCCAACGUAUUCCCACUUUGCUUUUAAAGUAAAUUACUUGUCUGUAGUUUCAUUAGCAUUGAAUUAUAUUCUAAUUAAAAAAAGAGAUGUGAGGAGUGUAAGUCAAUAAAAAAUGAUGAAUUGAAAAUAUUAUUAAUUAAGAUAGAAGAUGUCACAAAUAAUUUAGUUUAACAUUAACUAACAGUACUUACAAUAUCCAGCAUAUAACAAAUUACAUUUAAAUCAGUCAGUUGAAGCAAAGCGAGUCAGAACAUAUCCACACUUACACAUUCCCACUGAAAUCUGGUAAAAUGGAGUGUGAAUCUAUUGGAACAGUUUAGUUUAUUAUAAUUUAUUACAAUCUUUACUAGAGAUUGAAAGUGAGUUAGUUAAAGAUUUUACAAUGGUAUUCUGAUGUUUCAUGGUGUCUUUCAAUACUAAAUAUACUUUUCAGUUUCUCCUAUUAUAUGAAAUAAGUCUACAAACUUACAGGCAAUUAGGACAAAAGUUUUGUCUACCUUUCUAUUUAUAAAAUUUGGUUAUAUUUAUUAUAAUUAAAAAAUUUUUAUACAUCGUUUUAUUCUUUCUUUUUAACUUUAUACCUAUUAGUAAGUUUUAUUAUGUGAAAUAACUGUGGUUCUUAAUUUUUUUCAAACCUAAUACUACCAAUUAUUUUAAAAUGAUAAUGCAGGUUACCUAAUUGGUUGUUUAAAGCAAACAAAUCGAGUCUUCUUUAUCAAAUUUUUGCAUAUCUAUUUGUAAUAUGUACAGAUAUUGUAACCUUAAAAUUUUUAAACCAUUAUGUUUGAAGACUUAUUCACAAUGUGCAUUAUGCAAUAAAAAGAUUAUUUAAAAUUCUAUGUUGCUUUUCUUUAAUGCUCCAAAUGUUCUUGCUUUUCUUAUUCAUUAGCACAGUUUUCUUUUGACAUUGUUUCUUUUAUUGAGAUAAGCUGACUUCUCUGACUGGAGAAAAUUACUUUAGAUUAAUUUAAAGGUUACAAUAUAUUAUAUAUAUAUAUAAACAGUAUUGGAAAUAGUUAGCCGAACAUAGGUAGAUCAUGAAGUGUCGAACCAACUUAGUUCCAAUCCAUCUGUAUAUAUUCCAAUCGAACGCCUUUAUAAAUUAUAAAAAAAACUCUGUACUCGAUUAGUUAUCAAUCAAACUGUACAAAGAUGAGAUCAGGGAGGCAUAAAUCUUUUCACAAAAAUGAGGUUGGUAAGAGACUUCACAUUAUUGAACCUGUAUUUUGUAAAAUAUUUUCUAAUACUGUAUGCUAUAUAUGCAAGAAAUUAUUUCCAGAACCAUACUUUUUAAGGUGUGAACUUUGUGAUAUAAUAAUGUAAAUAUGUAUAGAAUUGAGCUUUAUAAAAUAAAAACUUAUUUUUAAAUAAUCCUACAUGUUUAAAUGUUCAUAGAGACAUUAAAAAUUAUUUUUUUACAUCACAUUGUUGAUUGUUCCAAAGUUUAUUGGUAAAAAAUCAGAUUAGUAAGAAAAGUGAUCACAUAUUUUAUUAUAAAUUUAGGGAUGUUGUUAGGUUUAUUCAACCAUCACUUUGAAUAUAUGAGUGUUAAGUAUAUACUUUUAUCAAUAUCUUCCAAAUAAUAUUUCCAAAUAUCAAUUUUUUUUACUUACGUAAUACUGGAAUUAAUUCAAUUGAUUUUAUCCAGAUCCAUGUUAAGAGUGGAAUUUAGAAGUAGAUAUAUAUUUUGAAAACCCUGUUUUUCAGGAAUAAGUAAACAAAUAUAUCUCUGAAAUCAUAAUUCUUGAUAUGGUUGAAAGUAAUUUUGAUAUAAUUGUGAAUGAAAAUGUUUUAAGAGAAAAGAAGUUAUAUUUCUAACACUAUUUAUAUUGAAAAUUAGUUUGUCAGCUAUCCUACACACUUGACAAUUGAAUAGUCCAGAAUCUUUCCUUUCAAUUUAUUAACUUAUGAUUCUUAAUCGAGAAAAAAUUUCAUUAAAGGUGCUUAAAACUUGAAGAGGUACAUUUUAGCUCCAUCUUCAUGUACUCAAAAAUAAUGAAUACACAAAUAAGUUUGUGAUAUAUAAAAUGCACUUACAUAAAAUUUACUGAUUCUAUAAUACCAUUGCUUCCUGGUUUUAAUUAUAACACAUAUAUUAUGCCUUCUUUCUAAGAGGGCAAUUCGGAAAGUAACCUCCAAACCUCUGUUAAAAACAAACACGCACAGAGAAAAAAUAAUUUAUUCACAUAUCACAGGUACUCGUACAACUCUCCUCUACUUGUCAACUUAGUUGGCCAGCAUAAUUCAACUUGUCCUAAAGUUUAAUCAAUCUACUUCUGCAUAAAAAGCGACAGCCUGAGAUGUCAACCAAUAUGUUAUGACAUUUUUCCUCUUCAUCCUAAAUGCUCUUUCCGAAGCCAUUUCUUCAUUGCAGUAAACAAAUGAUAAUUAGAAGGAGCCAAGUCUGGUUUGUAGAAAGAAGAUUUAUACACACCCCAUUUAAAUUUACAUAAAACUUAUCAUGUUCUUAUUGCAGUGUGUGGUCCCGCGUUAACAUGUAGAUGCAGUACCUCAGAAUGCUAUCCCACAUUUGUUCUGGAUGGCUUUUGUCAGUUUUUUCUUAGAAUGUAAUUAUCAGCUUGCUCGCUGAAAAGUAUGACGGGCUUUUUUUAGUAAGGCUAAAGAACUGAUAUAACUCCAUGUAAUAGAUUAUUAUUUUGUCUCUGUAUUGACGUGCACUUCACAAGUUUUGUUACCGAACAUAAUCUGGUCAAAGGUUCUCUUCAUGACUGUGCUACUAAGAAAAAUUCUAAGAUAGUGCCAAAUACACUAGUUUUGCAAAUCAAUGUUAGCCUUUUCAGUACCCUCCGUGCAUAUAACUUUCAGUCGCCCAAUUUUUCUGUGUUGAUGUAUAAAACUGCCCGAGAAAUGUUUGAAACAUGUUCUCAAAGUUGAGACUUACUACAGGUUUUCCAUUGUGAUUUGUCAUGGAUGUUUGCACUAGACCAUCACUGAUAUAGUAUUUUGACACAAGUACAUCGUACCACUCUAUACGUCGCAAUUAGCGGCAUUUUCUAUGUCAGUGCACAUUUUGUCGCGUUACAAGUAGCAACCGCCUCAAGACACUCUAUAAUUUACUAGAAGCUUAUUGAAUUGGAUUUAAUGUGUAUUUGAUUGAUUGAAGACGAUCUAACCUUCUAACCUUACUUUUAGCACCACGCCUCAAACGCCUGUUAGUUUUCGAAUUGCCCUCCUACAUAAAGUAUUUAUAUUGACAACGAAACGAGCUUACACUAUUUUAGAAUGAACUUAUUUUGGUUAAUUCAGUCUUUUGUAAAUAGCUUAUUGUAUUGUUAUUAGGUCAUUCAGUUACAAAAUUAUUUAAAAUACACAUUAUAUGUCAAAACAAAAAUAUAUAAUAUUUUUUAGAAAGUUGUAAAAAUCAAGAUUUUUUACAAACUAUUUUUAAAUUAAAUUUCUCGCUAAUUUGAAAGUAUUUGGGUUCUACUGCUUUUUUUUUUCAUAUUACUCUUCAUGGCUUUUAUUGUGUGCAUUCCCGACAUGGUAUAAAAAUGAUUGUCAAUUUCGUUGACAUGGUCAAUAAAUUUUACCUUAUUCAGAUUAUUUGAAUUAUCUCACUAGCAAUCCUUCUUCCUUUUCAGUGAGGUAUUAGAAUAUAUCAAUAAGUAUCAAUUCAGUGGAUAAAAUUACUUUUUGGAAAGUGCGAAUUUUCCAUAUGAAUUAGUCAUAUAUGGGCAAGUAUUGAAUAAUACUAUUAUUUCUUAGAAUCUCUUUAUUUUAUAAUCUUACAGUAGUUUUAGAAUCAUUUCAGACUACCCAACUGUGUUUUAGUCGAGUUUGUCUAUUUGAUUAGAUUCUUACCAUCUGUAAUGUUAAUAUUGUAACUGAAAGACUGAUUUGUUUUAGUUGAAAACGCUCCCGAUAAAGGUUGUGAAAUAUCAGAAAAGUUAUUAAUCGUUUAGAUAGUUUCAUAUAUGCUUAGUUGGCAAGAGAUUCUUAUUGAGACAAUAACAAAUUAAUUUAAUUAACAAAAAUUGUAUUUAUUAUAAUUUUUCUUGAAAAAUGGAAAUUCAUAUGAAAUAUUAGAUAUUUCAUUAAAUUUAUAUAACAAAAGCAAAAUGAUGAAUGAGUAAAUUAAGUCAGAUCAGUAUAAUUUUAUUUUGAAGGGUGGCUUCCUAUACAGUAAGAUAUAUGUAUACAAUAGGCUUGUAGUGAUAUAAUACGAAAAUGUGAGAUAAUAAGCAGUUAAAGAGAAUUUUGAAAAAUAAAAUGUAUGGUUUACUACAUGUAUCAAAACUUUUAAUACUGUUUAAGGUUCUGGAACUGAUUUUUUUUUUAAACUUUUGAUAAAUACGGAAAUUAUAAACACAAAGUAUAUUAUAAAACUAAUAGAUUUUAUGUGUCUUGAAAAUAAUAUUGGCAAAUGUUGAGCCUUGAAUAAAAAAGCAUUUAGUUUUCCAAAUUGAUUGCCAAAAUUUGGAAGGAGGCACAGUACAAGACUAAUUAAUAUAUUAUGUAAAUUGUCUGCAUAAAAUCUUGAUGUAUGAAUUCUGAGCUAGUUACUUUAUCUCAUAAUAUUUAUGAGACGUCGAACAAGUAAUUUAAACUAUUUUUUGCCUAAUGUUAAAAAAAUGAUGAAAUUUCACAUUCCAGAGUAAUACAUUUUAUAUUCAUUUUAUUUUUACUACAUUUAAUGUUCUGAAGGACUAUAUUUACAAUGUUUUUUCGAAAAACUAUAUUUACAAGCGAUUUUGGCAUUUAUUUGAUGCUUCUUCCAAAUAUUUUGCAGAAUUAUAUAUUAUAAUUAUUUCAACGAUUUCUAGUAGAAGACUAAUAUUGUAUUCAUAUUAGUUUGAGCAAAUUUUUCAAAUUUUAUUUAUAAUAAACAAUAUUUAGUCUUGUUUAUGAAUAAUAACGGCCUGAUCUAUUUGCCUUGAAAAUAAGUUUAUUUUUUAUGUUCUGCGUGGGUCUUAUACAAAGUAUUUUCUAUGAUAAGAAAAUAACAUUUAAAAUGUGAACCUUUGUCCGCAUUUUAAAAAUGUUAUCCCCACUGAAAGAUUUGUUUGCAAAAACUUCCAUAGAGUGUCCUCGCAAGGCUUUGGUGCGAGUCCCAUUGUGCUCUGUAUUUUCUAAAUUUACCACUAAUUUAUUUUUGAGUAUUUGUAUGCCCUUGUGACACGCAUGGGGCCCAGAGCUUAUAUUAUCUUGAGAAAAAUAUAGAUAUAUUUAUAUAUUAAAUACGUACACUUAUUUAAGCUGUGUGAUUGAAAGGUUGUAAAUAUAAUUUAUGUGGAUCAAAAGUGAUUGUAGAAAUAAAUCACCGUCAUAUUA